Messenger RNA from Fusarium coffeatum, 441 nucleotides. RefSeq lists its product as uncharacterized. Bases 1 to 441 code for a protein of 146 amino acids. The transcript is spliced from 3 exons. The record is from RefSeq and is a predicted model, not a curated record. NCBI's taxonomy places the organism in Eukaryota, Fungi, Ascomycota, Sordariomycetes, Hypocreales, Nectriaceae.
AUGUCAGCGUGGCCCGAGACAGAUCUUGAGAAGAUGACCAAGGGAUGGUCUAAAGCCAUGGAGUUCUCCAAAGCCCGUCUCCAGCGUAUUCAUGAUCUUGCAGAAGACCAACUUGACGACGCUAUCAAGGCAGGUCACUUGGUUCUCGAAAACGUGUGCCUAUUCAUGCACGCCUGCGUAAAGCGCGGCCAGUAUCGCCCUCCCCUUGGAUUUUGGCAAGUCCUCCAUUCCGAGUACGGCAUUGUUGUCUAUCCUUCUGCAUGGCAAGAAGACAUAAAUAUUCCCGGGAUGGGCAUAGACGUGACCUUCACAGAGGCAUACCAUGGUCACAUCAUGAUGUAUGGUGGAUCACGCACCAAAUAUCCUCCCCGCUGCCCAUUUGAGUUCAUGCAAGAACCUCCGCCAGUCUACCAGAAGGAAACACCUAAGAUAGAAUCAUGA